AUCAAUAUAAGGGACAUAUUGAGGCUGCGGGUGGUCAUGUAAAUUAUCUGAGCCCGCCAGGGAGAUAUGCCGCCCGGCACCCACCUGUAACAUCAAGGAGGCAGUAGGUACAUCUUCACUGGAUAAGGAGACCAUCGACACCAACCUUUCAAGAUGGCUCCGACUUUGGACUGGGGAAAGCUGAUGAAGGUUGAUCCAGACGGGCUUUCUUCUCAAGAAAAGUUAGCAGAGAAAAUGCUGAAGACGUUGUCACAAGUGAACGGCAGUGAUUUAAAAGGAGAAAGCAAUGAAAACCUGAUACAGCUUUUCCGACUCACACAGUCUCUAAUGAAGAUAAAAUCUCAGGAGGUUGAGGUUGUAUUAGAAGAAGCCGGGAAAGCGGGAGAAGAGCAAGUGAAGACUGAAAACCAGUUAAGAAACAAAAUGAAACAACUGGAAAAUGAAAUGGAGAUGGCACAGCUGUCCACGGGUACUAGAGAUUCACGUUUUUUACGAGAAGAAAUCCGUCAACUGGAGGAACAGCUGAGUCAAAGAGAGCGGGAACUGAAAGACUCAAGAAAAGAGCUGGAGAAGGAGAAACAAGUUAAUGAGCGACUUGCACUCAGAAAUGAAGAAAGUGAUAAUGAAAACAGCAAGCUUCGGCGUGAGAACGAACAACUGCGACAAGAUGUAAUAGACUACCAGAGGCAGCUUGACUCCCAAAAAGAAUCGCUUAUGUCACGUGGAGAGGGGCAGGACUACAAGACUCUCAUUUCACAAAAGAACAUGGAGCUUGUACAGUAUCUUGAUGAAAUUCAGAGCUUGAGUGAAGCUAAUGAACGAUUGGAAGCCCAGAACCAGGAAAUGACAAAGAAUUUGGAAGAAUCUGUCCAAGAAAUGGAGAAAAUGACUGAUGAGUACAGCAAAAUGAAGCUUAUGGUGCAGCACAGUGACAGUGUUAUGGACCAGCUGAGGAACGAGAGAGAACACCACAGACUUCAGGUUAUGGAGCUGACAGAACAGUUAAAAGCAAAGAAUGAAGAAGACGAUCCAGUUAUGGUGGCAGUAAAUAUGAAAGUGGAGGAAUGGAAGAGGAUUUUGGCAUCCAAGGAUGAAGAGGUAAUGGAGUAUCAACAAAUGGUGCACAACCUGAGGGAAAAGUUGAAAAUUGCAGAGUUGGAUGCAGAUAAGAGCAGUGUGCUAGCCCUGCAGCAGGGCUUGCAGGAGAGGGAUAAUCACAUCAAGUUGCUGACCGAACAAUUGGAGCAGCAUACUAAAGAGAUGGAAUCGCAUUUUCUUCACACCGAAGACCUAAAACAGCAAAUACAGACAGAAAAAGGUAACUUCAGUCAUGCACAGGCUAACCGUGCUGAGAGGCUUGAAGCAGUGGUGCAGCUCGCAGAGCAAAGACUUGCGGAAGCGGAACGGAUCGCAGAAUUGGCUGAGAAUGAUUCACGGCAGAAAGAUAAAGACCUAAUUGAUGCCAUUAGGAGAAUGAAAGAGUAUGAGGCGGGAAUUUACGGUCUAGAGGAAGCGGUUGCUGAAAUUAAAGACCUCAAGACCCUCCUAAAAAUACGGGAUCGUGAAACUGAGACCCUUACUACAGAUAUCAACAAACUAGAGCUAAAAAUAAAUGAUAUUCUUGAUGAAAAUGAAGAUCUCCGGGAACGUCUAGGACUUGAUCCCAAAACUGUCAUUUCCCUGACUGAAUUUAAAAAUGUGAAAACUCUCAAGCAGCAGCAGUACAGAGCUGAAAAUCAAGUUCUUUUACAGGAGAUUGAGAGACUAGAAGAGGAACGAGUUGAACUUAAAAAACAAGUUCGUAAGCUGGCUCAAGAAAAAGGAAAAAAAUCUGCAUCUCUUGGGUUGGCGGCUGAUGACUUGUCCUUGAAUCGGAGCUCCCUCACGGAAUUCACAUCAAAACAGAAAAAUUCCAGUUUAAUGUUGAUGGACAAUGCAGAAGAUAUUAGGGGAAAGAAUGAACAUUUGACAAAGCAACUGAAUGACAAGGAAAGAGAGCUGGAGCAAAGCAAAACCGUUCUGGCAGAACUAAAGUCGAAAUUGAAAGGACUCUCUGAAGAAAAUAAGCAGCUACAGCAAGGAAUGGGAGAAAUCUUACAAGCCAUCAAGGACUCUCAAAAGGACCCCAGCUUCAUAGGGAGUGAAGCAACUCUAGCCAUCCCUAGUUUAGAGAGACUGGUUCAUGCUUUCGAGUCAAAGAAUACCAGCGGCAUGUUUGAUGUCGGUGUACAUCUGAAAGCCCAGGUUGAUCAACUCACUGGUAGAAACGAGGAGAUAAGGCAAGAACUGAAAGGAUCGAGGAAAGAAGCUGCAAAUUUUUCAAACCUGUUGGCUAAAGCUAAUGAGAAGAUUUUACACCUUGAAAAUGAAGUCACACUUCUUCGUCAAUCAGAAGGCGCCAACAUUGUGUUCAAAGCUAUUAACCUUCCUGACGGAAUGUCUCUAUCGAGCACCAAUCUUAUCAGUUCUAUGAAUGAGUAUCUCUUGCAUCUUCUGCAGGAAGUAGAGUCUAAAGAAAAGUCACUUGUGAAACUGGAUGAGGCGCUAGAAGAAUACAAGAGAAAAUUUGCAGUGAUGCGUCAUCAACAGGGGCUCAUCUACAAGGAAUAUGAGAGUGAAAGAGAAUCUUUUCAGGUGGACAUAAAAAGACUGAAGGAAGAUAUUUCAAAAUUGGAAAGUGAAAAAGAACAGGACACAGUACAAGUAAAGGAAUAUACGAAUUUGCUAGAAGCACUCAAGAUGGAGCCAGAUGAGAUUAAAAAAUUGCUGGCAGAAAACUCCAGAAAAAUGACUGUUCUGCGCGUGAAUGAGAAGUCAUUGACCAGGAGGUACACCACAUUAAUGGAAAUGGAACAACAUUUGCGAAAAGAAAAUGACAAACUGAAGAGUGAAAUGUCUGAUAUGGAGGCUACGGUGGGAGAAAGAAUUGGCUAUCUGCAGAGAUAUAAGGAUAUUGCUGCUUUUAAAGUGACUUCUUUACAAAAAGCCUUGGAUGGCAGUGUUCCCUUAUCAGAGCUGGAAGCUGCUAACAAACAAUACAACGAUCUCACUUCCAAGUACAGGGACAUGCUGCAGAAGGAUAAUUUGCUUGUACAAAGGACUGCUAACCUAGAGCACUUAGAGCAUGAAAAUGCUUCACUGCAGUCGCAGAUCACUUCUUAUGUGAAAGAACUGGAAAUUACUAAAGAGAAACUCAACACUCUGGAGCAAGCCUGGGAACACGCCGGUGCACUCGGAGGUCAUUCUUCAAUGGAUAAAGCCAUGAAAGCCAUAACAAAUAAUGAAAUCAUUUCCAUUUCAAAGAAGAUAACCAUGUUGGAAAUGAAAGAGCUUAAUGAGCGGCAAAGAGCGGAGCAUUCCCAGAAGAUGUACGAACAUUUACGUAGCACAUUGAAGCAAGUGGAAGAUCGGAAUUUUGAACUUGAGUCCAAGUUUGCUGAGCUUACUAGAAUCAACCUUGACGCACAGAAGGUAGAACAAGCGUUACGGGAUGAGCUUGCAAACUGCGUAAGCAAAGAAGUGUCUGAUGCAGAACGGAGAAGAAUUAUGGAACUGGAAAAAAGCGAAGCAGAACUGUCAGUAGAGGUCUCAAAGUUACGCAAUCUUUCCGAUAUAGCCAAAGCUCAAGUCUCCACAUUAGUGUGUAGACAACAGUCAAGAGAAAAGGAAGUUGAGUCACUGCGGAGACAAGUUUUGGAUUUCCAGGAUCAAACUGAUGAAAAAGCAUUGAUUGCUAAAUUACACCAGCAGAUUGUAGCUCUCCAGAUCAGUGAAUCAACAGCUGUGGCAAAGUUAGAAGCCACCACAUCCAAACUUCAGAAAAUGGAGGCCUAUAGCUUACGUCUCGAACAGAAGAUUGAUGACAAAGAGCAGGCACUGUAUUAUGCCCGUCUAGAAGGAAGGAACCGGGCUAAGCACCUCCGUCAAACCAUUCAGACCUUGAGGAGACAGUUCAGUGGGGCUCUUCCAUUAGCCCAGCAGGAGAAGUUUUCAAAGACUCUAAUGGAGCUUCAGACUGACAAAUUAAAGACGGUUCAAGAAAUGCAAUUGGUUCAACAACAGCGCAGAGAGACGGAAACCCAUGCCCUCGAGCUAGCGCUGAAGCUGAAGGGUUUAGAGGAACUCAUCAGUACUCUUAAAGAUGCGAGGGGGGCACAGAAGGUAACAGAAUGGCAUCAGAAAAUGGAAGCAAUGCGUCUCCAGGACAUGAAAUUGACCCGUGAGUUAAACCAGAAGAAAGAAGAGAUUAAGUAUUUGAGUAACAUAAUCGCUGAACAGGAACGUACCAUCAAUAACUUGGAGGAAGAGCUUGUACUGCAACGCAAAUUUCAUGAGGAACGUCAAAUGUCCUGGGAUCAGAGAGAAGUAGAACUGGAACGCCAGCUUGAUAUGUAUGAGAAGCAGCAGCAUGACGUACUGGGCGCUGCUCGGAAGUUUGAAGAGGCCACAGGCGAGGUGCCAGAUUCCAGUCUACCACUACCUCAGCAACUUGAUAUAGCGCUGCGCAAAAUCAAAGAACAUGUGCGGACCAUCCUGGAAACCAAAGCUAUAUGUAAGACAAUGGAAGAGAAACUUCAAGAGAAGCAAGCUCUGCUCUGGACUGCCCAGCAAAAUGUGUUGAGCAGAGAUAAAGUGAUCAAUGAGCUGAGACUUCGCUUACCUGCGGUGGUAGACAGAGAAAAGCUUAUGUCUGACUUUAACCAACAAGAAGAAGAUUCUGAGAUGCGGCAAGCUUUGAAGGUCGCUCAUCAGACAAUUGAAAAUAUGCAAGCUCGGCUUAAUCAAAAAGAAGACAUCCUGAAGAAAUACCAGCAUCUUCUGGCUAAAGCUAGAGAGGAGCAGCAAGAGAGCGCAAAAAAGCACGCGGAGGAUCUCAAGGCGUUGCAUCAGAAGCUGGAUCUGCAUUCAGAUGCCUCCAUUACAAAAUUUAAAGAAGCCGCCCUGGAGUUGAUGAAGAAACCCACUCUGGAAGUCCCAUCAAGUUCUCAUCUAAUGCGUUUAGCAGAGAUGGAACAGACCGUAGCGGAACAAGACAUCUCAUUGUCUACCCUUUCCAACAAACUGAAGACAGUCACAGCAGAACUGGAGAGGCAGAAGCAAAGUCAUGUGGCCAAAAUGACUGAGCUAGAAAACAGUAAAGCCAGGCUUGAAGAGAAAUAUAUUUUAGAAGUGAAAAAACAUAAGAGUGAAGCUGAAGAGCUGAGAAUUCGCAUCUCUGAGAUGGAAAAGGAAACAAAUUAUCUUAAUACUGAACUUGAAGCGCAGAAAGAAGCAAACAUCAGAGCUCCUACAGCAACUAUGAAGAAUCUAGUUGAACGCCUGAAAAGCCAAGUAGCUCACAAAGAAAAGCAGCAAAAGGCUUUAAGUAAAGCUCUGCUCGCUCUAAGGGGAGAAAUGACCGCUCAUGCUGAACAGCAGAUUAUUUCUGCAGCAUCACAAAAGGAGGAAAAUUUAAACAUUCAGCAGAUUGUUGAUAGACAGACCAAAGAUUUAAAGGCACGAAUGGGAGAUUUAAAUGAGCAACUGCUAAAGCUUAAAGAGACCCUGAGAAGUAGCAAGACGAGGGAGAAUAACCUCACAGAAGACCUUGAAAAUGUAAACCAGGAGAUGCGAGGAAAGCAGAAAAUCAUUAAUAAGCUUCACAAGGAAAAAGAUGAGGCGGAUAAGGAGAACGAGGAGCUGAAGAAACGGCUGAAGCGACUCAUGAGCAGCGCGCAGAGCAAGUCAGAUCUGGAAAGUAAACAGAACCUGAUGGAUGAACUUCAGAAGAAAGUUAAAAGACUAGAAGUGGAGCUGGAGAAAAAGACUGAGGAAACUGAGCGAAAACCUGCACAUGAAGAUAAGAGCUCCAAAGAAGAGAUUAUAAGGUGGGAAGAAGGAAAGAAAUGGCAAAGUAAAAUAGAAGGAUUGCGCAGCAAGCUCAGAGAUAAAGAGAAGGAAGUGGAGACGCUGACAAAACAGCUGACCACGCUGAAGGAGCUGUACUCCAAAUCUGACCAGGAGAAAAUAGUGUUACAGAAGAGACUGAAAUCGCGUGGUGUGACUGUGGAUCAAGUGGUGGGAGUAAGAGCUGUGGAGUCUGAGAGAGAAAUUGAAGAACUCCGCAAAAAGAAUGUUGAAUUAGAAAAUGAAAUUUCUUACAUGAAAACAAAGCAGGCGUUGCCUCGAGAUUCUGUGGUGGAUGAACUGCACUUAAAAAAUCAAUAUCUGCAAGAAAAGCUUCAAGUACUGGAACGGCAGCUUUCGAGGGACAACCUAUCCAGGCCCUCUACAUCAGGGGUUGGAUCAGAGGAUCCAUCCAGUAGAGAAAUGGAACUGCAGAAGGAAAAUCUGAGACUGUCUGCUGAAAAUGUUGAGCUGCAGUUCCAAGUGGAGCAGGCCAAUAAAGACUUGCCUCGUCUAAAGGAUCAAAUAUCUAAUUUAAAAGAAAUGUGUGAACUUCUCAAAAAAGAUAAACUGGAAGCAGAACGUAAAGUUGGAAAUGUCAGAGGGUCUGGAAGAAGUGGAAAGACCAUUCCAGAACUGGAGAAGACGAUAGGGUUGAUGAAACGAGUGGUUGAAAGAGUUCAGAAAGAAAAUCUGGAGCUUAAGAAGGCCCCGGGAGUACUGACAAAUGAAAAGUUAUCCAACCUGGAACUGGAAAAUGAAAAACUUAAGUCAGAACUUGAAAAGCUACAGCUGCAUGUGGGUGGACAGCUAAGUGUGAGAUAUGAAGCAAAGACAAAAGGCAUGGAAAAAGUCAUUGCUGAAAAUGAGAGACUUCGGAAAGAGCUGAAAACGGAAACUGAAACCUCAGAAAAAUUAAGAAUCGCAAAAAGGAAUUUGGAAGUGGUCAAUGAAAAACUAUCAGCAAACUUAGAAGAAAGCAGAAGUAAACUGAGCAUUGCAGAAAGCAGAGGACCACAGCUGGAAGGAGCGGACCACAAAGCCUGGAAGUCUGUGGUAGUGAGCAAGAUGUAUGAAACAAAGAUGAAGGAGAUGGAAGCAGAACGUAUAAAGAGAAACAACAGCAUCGUUGAUCUGAAAAGACUAUUGAAGGAAGCAACCGAGCGUGAACGGAAAACUGAACAAACAAUCCAGCGCCUACAAGAUGAAAUCGACCUCCUGAAGCAUUUUCCUGAAGAUGCCAAGACCGACCAAGGCCUUUCCAGAGAAUUUCAGAUACUCAGGUUGACCAAUAACCGCUUGGAAAAUGAGAAGAUGGAGCUGGUUCACCAGCUAGAAGCGUAUAAACAACAAUUUGGGUCUGAUGAAGUUCUUGACAGUAAAUACAACAAGUUGGUGGAAGAAGUAGUGGAUCUUCAAACACACAUUAAAACUUCUGACUUGGAGAAACUACACUUACAGGAAGAGAUCAAAAAGCUAAAGAAGGAGCUUGAAAACUUUGAUCCUACAUUUUUUGAAGAGAUUGAAGAUCUUAAGUACAACUACAAUGAAGAAGUUAAAAAGAAUAUACUCCUUGAAGAAAAGCUAAAAGCCUUAUCUCAGCAGUUUGGUGUCCAUGUGGAUAUUCCCAUGCAUUGAAUUAGUUUAACGUACCUAUAAACCUAAGGAACAGUGGUUUAUUAAAGGGGUAUUUUCCUGUCUCAACCAUUCAUGGCAAAGAUCAGAAUACUCAUCAAAUGCAACAGCCUUUCCAUAAUUCCCAUAGCCGUGAAUAGUAGCUACGAAAAUACAGUUUCCUAUGGGAGUUCCUGCUCAGCUGCUUCCGUAUCGCUGGCUGCCGGUGUUCCAAUCCCAGCCAAGAAUGACUAAGAUGUGAAUACCACUUUAAAGAGAGAGUUCUGAGCAAUGCCUCAAACAAGCAGCACAAUGUGCAUCUAGCAUGUGGCACAUCUGGAUCCCCACAUUACUGUAUGAACUGGACACAUCACAGGCAUCCUAUGCCAGAGAGAAAGCAGUAUGGCAGUCACUCCACAGAAUGUUCUUAAAAUCCCAGUUUUCAAUCUUAUAGAAGACCGCAGCAUCCUGGAGUGUUUUUAUUACACUUUGCCAAAAAAACUAUCAAGCUUCAUGAAAAAAAUAAAUCAGACUUGAAGUGUCAGUAUAUAUACCACAGUACCAUUCAGUAGGUCCAUAUCUUUUCAAUUAAAGUGAGCUCUAACUGUGUACAAAGUAGGUUUGUAGUCUUAGGCCUCAUGCCUAAACACUGAUGGCGUCUGUGUGCGUUCCGCAAUUUGCGGAACAGCACAGACAGCCAUUGAUAAAACGGACAAGAAUAAGACAGGUUAUAUAUUUUUUGCGGACCACAGAACGGAGCAAUGUAUGCGGACAGCUCACGGAGUGCUGUCCGCAUCUUUUGCGGCCCCAAUGAAGUAAAUGGGCCCGCAUCCAAGCCGGACCAAAACAGCCGUGUGCAUGAGGCCUUAGUGAAAGGAAUAUGCACCAUGACAUUGUUAUUACUGAGUAAUAGAGAAGGAAUAAUUGCACUUAAUUUUUUUUAUGAAAGGUAAAACCUAAAGUUUGCUCUGCCAAAUUACAUACGGAGACUGACAUUUUUAUAUUUGAUUAAGGAUUUAGUUUAUUACACCUGUAAAUACAGAAUGUACACAUUUGUUUCUUUUCAGAUAUACAGUUGUAUGUUUUCUAGUUGUGAUUUCUUAUUUGUAUAUUUAAAUAAACUUGUCACAUUUUA
Messenger RNA from Bufo gargarizans (Asiatic toad), 8635 nucleotides. RefSeq names its product centrosomal protein 290 (gene CEP290). The transcript is spliced from 53 exons. Bases 154 to 7524 code for a protein of 2456 amino acids. The record is from RefSeq and is a predicted model, not a curated record. Gene Ontology annotation, biological process: kidney development; camera-type eye development. NCBI's taxonomy places the organism in Eukaryota, Metazoa, Chordata, Amphibia, Anura, Bufonidae.